AUGCCCGGCUUCAUCUCCGACGCAUCUUCUGGCUCGGCCGCAUCAGGCUCCUCCUCCCUCCCGACCCCGGCUCUGUCCCACAGAGACACGCCCACACCAGGCAUCACCAACCCCGCAACUCCCGUCAGCCCACCAGACGAGAUCUGUACCCGCGCCCACGCAUUGUACGCGUUCGACGUCCUCGCAUCCCAUCUUGAGCGACAUGAUGCCGCCCCACCACCAUUCGCAAACGGGAAGGACAAGUACGCCCUCUUCGUGACAUGGAACACGCUCAAGCCGCGCAAAACCCUUCGAGGAUGUAUUGGCAACUUUACGCCUAUGCGCCUCGACAAGGGUCUGGCGGAAUACGCCCUCGUCGCCGCACUCGAGGACCACCGCUUCUCGCCUAUUCGCGCGUCAGAGCUUCCAUCCCUGGGAUGCGGCGUGAGCCUCCUCACCCCAUUCACCCCCGUCGCUACCCCUCUGUCCUGGGAUCUUGGCACGCACGGUAUCCACGUCACGUUCCCGCAUCCUACUGCCGGCCGUACCCUGUCCGCAACUUAUCUCCCCGACGUAGCCCCCGAACAAGGUUGGAGUAAAGAGCAGGCGGUACUCAGCCUCAUCCAGAAGGCUGGGUGGCGGGGACGCGUCACGGUAGGCGAUAAGGUGUGGAAUAGCAUCAGCACCAAGGUGUAUGGGAGCGUCAAAGUCGCCGUCACAUAUGACGACUACGUCGCGUGGAAGAAGGGCGGCGUCGUCGAGGACAAGGACAAGGACAAGAAGGGCGCCGAACGCGGCGCGCUCGCCGUGCUGUCCCGCCUUGUGCGCGGGUAG
Molecule: messenger RNA, 813 nt
Organism: Cutaneotrichosporon cavernicola
Lineage: Eukaryota; Fungi; Basidiomycota; Tremellomycetes; Trichosporonales; Trichosporonaceae
Exons: 3
Coding region: 1-813 (270 amino acids)
Source: RefSeq, a predicted model, not a curated record